Molecule: messenger RNA, 2599 nt
Organism: Labeo rohita (rohu)
Lineage: Eukaryota; Metazoa; Chordata; Actinopteri; Cypriniformes; Cyprinidae
Gene: cbln10
Product: cerebellin 10
Exons: 5
Coding region: 187-906 (239 amino acids)
Molecular function (GO): protein binding
Source: RefSeq, a predicted model, not a curated record
AAUAUUAUCACAGUGGUGCACCAGCUGUCAGUUCCAUGUGGCUUAGACUGGUUAUUGCUUCAAAAUGUAGUUUUUGCAGUCCAGAGUCUGUUGGUCUGUUUAAACAAUUACGCAACUUCUGGUCUUUAAAACAAAGAGAGUGUUACUCAGUUGAUACAGCACUAGUAACAGACAGAACAGUAAAUAAUGUUGAUUCUUAUAGCAAUUAUAAUGCUCAACGUGUGGGCUAUACCAGCAGAUGACUUAUUUUCACCAAACAUAAACAUUCUUGAAGAACUGGGGAAAAUAAAGAUCAUGGAAACAAGGAUGGAAUCCAUGGAGAAGCAAAUGGAGCAACUGAGAACAGAAAACAGAGCACAAGCAAAGAAGCUGGAGGAAACAAAGAUCAAAAUGGAUGAACUAAUAAAAGAAAAUGAAGCACAAGCAAAGGAACUGGAGACGAUGCGUGGUACAACAACUGAUGUAAAGAUCAAAAUGGAUGAACUAAUAAAACAAAAUGAAGUUUCAAAAGUGGCUUUCUCAGUUUCACUGUCAUCCUCUAAUGGACCACACGGUAGUUUACACACGCUGGUUUACAAACACAUCUUCCUUAAUACUGGAGACGCCUAUGAUGUAAACACAGGAAUUUUUACAGCACCCAUGAAAGGAGUGUAUGUAUUCAGGAUCUUCUCCAAGGCCUAUGGAAGUCGGGACAAAGCAGUUGUCGCAGGCCUGUUUAAGAACGGCCAGCAUGAAAUUUCAACAUAUGCACGGCAAGACAGUGGUUUUAUCGGCUCUUCAAAUGGAGUGUCUCUGUUGCUGGAAAAGGGAGAUAAAGUAUAUGUAAAUCUCUAUCCUGGAUACUGGAUUUUUGACAAUGAACACCAUCACAGCACCUUUAGUGGACAUCUGCUUUUCCCCAUGUGAUCAAAACAUACAAAAAAAUUGCAUUGCUUUGUAUAUCAAGACUGUACAGAUUGUUUUUUUUCUGUCUGUAUAUAUGAUUUUAUUCAAAUUCAAUUCAAUUCAAAUUUAUCUGUAUAUCGCUUUUCACGAUACAUAUUGUUGCAAAGCAACUUUACACCAAAUAGACGUUUUUACAAUAUAUGUAUAGUAGCUUGAUGUACAUAUGGCAGAGAUGUGUGGUAAAGAUCAAUUAAUGACGUAAUCAAACAGACCAAGAACACUAUAAAUUAGUAACAGAAUUUGGUAGUGCUGUAUGUUGUUUCAGGGUUGGUAUCAUCUGAAGUCCUCUGAGGGGUUGGCAUCAUCUCAUCUUAAGUGUUCUGGAUCCAGACUGGAGCUUGUGAAUUCCUAGUUACCACGGGAUGUCAAUCCCAUGGCAAAAACAGAGAACAAAUAGGAACAUAAUUAGCGUAGCUGCUGUUCAAACUAAGAAAAGAAAGAUUUGUUAAACCAGAGCUAAAAGAUUAAUAAUGAACAUUAGAUCAGAUAUAACUGCAGGAAAAGUUUAUGAGAUGCACUAUUUGAAUGCUUGGCUAAAAAGAUGUGUCUUUAAUCUAGAUUUAAACAGAGAGAGUGUGUCUGAACCCCGAACGUUAUCAGGAAGGCUGUUCCAGAGUUUGGGAACCAAAUACGAAAAAGCUCUACCUCCUUUAGUGGACUUUGCUAUCCUAGGUACUACCAACAGUCCAGAGUUUUGCGACCUUAGGGAGCGUGAUGGAUUGUAGCGUGAUAGAAGACUAGUUAGGUACGCAGGAGCUAAACCGUUAAGUGCCUUAUAGGUAAGAAGUACUAUUUUAUAGCUGAUGCGGAACCUAAUAGGUAGCCAGUGUAGAAACUUUAAAAUUGGGGUAAUAUGAUCAUAUUUUCUUGACCUGGUAAGGACUCUAGCAGCUGCAUUUUGGACUAUCUGUAGCUAGUUUAUUGAAGAUGCAGGACAACCACCUAGUAGUGCAUUACUAUAGUCCAGUCUAGAGGUCAUGAAUGCAUGUUUCGCAGCUUGGCAAUAUUUCUUGGCCUUGUUGAGAUAUAUAGCUGAGUAUCAUCAGCAUAACAAUGGAAACUAAUCCGGUGUUUUCUAAUAAUAUUACCAAGGGGCAGCAUGUAUAUUGAAAAUAGUAGAGGACCUAGAACAGAUCCUUGUGGCACUCCAUACUUUACUGGUGAUAACUGAGAUGACUCCCCAUUUAAAUAAACAAAGUGGUAGCGAUCAGACAGGUAGGAUCUAAACCAUCUUAAUGCCCGCCCUUGGAUACCUGCAUAAUUUUGUAGUCGAUCUAUUAGUGUCAUGAUCUAUAGUGUCGAACGCAGCACUAAGAUCAAAGUUUAUUUUUUAUUUUAUUCUUUUCAGUAUUGAGAAGAAUGUAUACUAUAUACUAAAAUAAUCUUGGUUUAUAUAUUAAAUUUAAGCAUUGUUGUACAUUUCUAACAAUGUUACAUAGAUUUGAAACAUAUGUGUGUCAGUGUGCCACAUGUAACCCAUAAAAAGCAUUUUACAAGAGGCGUAGCAUCUGGGUAUGCAGGGUAUUCAUGUGUAUGGGCCCAGGCUGACUGGGGGCCCACUGAGGGGGACCUUUUAUUUAAAACAAGGGAACGUAUUAUUAAUUUGUGGCAUAAAUAAAAUAAAUAAAUAGUCUGCAUGUUGUGCAGGACUCAG